Selaginella moellendorffii is the source of this 1006-nucleotide messenger RNA. RefSeq names its product CBS domain-containing protein CBSX3, mitochondrial. The record is from RefSeq and is a predicted model, not a curated record. The transcript is spliced from 7 exons. Bases 70 to 690 code for a protein of 206 amino acids. NCBI's taxonomy places the organism in Eukaryota, Viridiplantae, Streptophyta, Lycopodiopsida, Selaginellales, Selaginellaceae.
UUCUUCGUGUUAGCUAGGGCUCGGCGACUAGCAAGAUCGUUUCCAGGGCAAGAAAUCUCUCGAUCGAGAAUGCAGAGCGUCGCGGGAGCUCUUCGUGCCCAGGGGAGGGUCGCGCAGCAAGGGAUUCUCAAGCAUCUUCGCGUGGCGGCCACGAAUGAUCGGUUCCAGCUCCCUCGCUGGGAAUCCUCUGUCGCCAAGCCGUCAAGCUUGGAAGAGCAUGGCUUCGAGAGCACGACCAUCGAAGAUAUCUUGAAAGGAAAGGGGAAGAGCGCCGAUGGAUCGUGGCUCUUUUGUUCCACCGACGACACUGUGUACGAGGCCGUGAGAUCUAUGACAACUCACAAUGUGGGAGCGCUCUUGGUGGUCAAGAAGGGCGAGAAGGGAGCCAUCGCUGGAAUUAUCACCGAGAGAGACUAUCUCCGGAAGAUCAUAGUCCAGGGGCGUUCUUCCAAAACAACCAAAGUUGGGGAUAUCAUGACUGAAGAGAACAAGCUCAUUACUGUCACACCCUCCACUCGAGUUCUCCAGGCAAUGGAGCUCAUGACUGAGAAGCGCAUCAGGCACAUCCCCGUUGUCAAGGACAAGAAAAUGCUGGGAAUGGUAUCGAUCGGUGACGUUGUCCGCGCUGUUGUGGACGAGCACCGCGAAGAACUCAAGCGGCUCAACUCGUUUAUCCAGGGCGGAUACUGAACUUUGAGAGAAGUCUUUGUUUUGGACGAGAUGAUGACGAUAAAGGAAAUGCCAAGUGGCAGGGUAUCUGCCACGUCGGACCUUAGAUGCUUUAAGAAUCAAUGCGCCUCUCUUCUUUUCUAGGGUUCUUAGCAAGGGUUUCGCGCAGCCGCGGCGGCUAGACUAGAGGGGAAGUGUGCGCCAUUUACCAAUUUCAGGGGCUCUCUCUAUACCCUGUGAUCUAAUGGCUUUGGCGCUAGAUCGACCAUGGCCAUUCUGGUUGAUGGGAUUGUCAGUUCUCAUCAACCCGGGAAACUCCAUGAACAUUUUCUUCUUG